AUGCCUCCACGCGGUCGCAAACGCGCCGCAGAGGCCGAACCCGAACCGCCGUCCGAGAGACCGUCCCCUUCUUCCUUCGAGGACUUUGAGCCGCCGCCGCCCUUCUUCAACACCACAUUCUCUACCCAUCGCGCAUCACCCCUCUACAUCGGCGCCAACGCCCUCACUUUUCCCCGCUUACAGACGCUUUCGCAACGCCUACGCGACACUCUCGUGGGAGACGUCGUGAGAGGCGUGCAGGUGGGCUUGGAAGGCAGCGAUAGCUCGCUUGGACGCGCCGGGCCCUUGGAGAAGGUCGGCAUUCGCUGGGUCGGGUUUGAUGCGUUACUCGGUGGCGCAGACGACGCAGAUGCCGACUUGAGUCAAGACCUGAGCAGAGGUACGGUUGGCAGCGAGAUGGGGCGCAAGAAGAGGGGCCUGGUUUUUGAGAUCAAAUACGAGAACGUGCUGUGUACGGCUGUGCUGCUGCCGGCAUUCUCCGACAAGGCACGGGAUGCGCAGCAUGACGGACUCCAGCCAGCCAACAGGCUCGAGAUACCCGGGUUGCUUGCUGGCGGCAGUUCGGAAGAGGACAAACAGUUCCUGCACCUACCGCUGCUGCUCUUGCGCAUGCCAGCGCCGCUCAAGACCGUCAUUGUCGACUUUCUCUCAAGCACGUUCGAUUGUCGCAUCAGUUCUAUGCGCUUGGGCACGAGGAGUCUCACGGCUGCAUGGGAGAGGUGGAUUGAAGAUGCCGGGCUUCCCUCACGAGGCCCCUUGGCUAAAGAUAUGGUCAUGACUUUGGGCUUUUACGUGCCAUCUCCCGACAACACCGACGGUAACGACGAUCAACCUUUGGAAGGGCUUGGGAUCAAGUCCGUGGAUGUCAUCAUUCCGGCCGAGGAAUUACGACGGUUCACAAAAGAAGGCAAGCUACUCGCAAAUUCGGGCGCGAAGCCCGCAGCAGCUGCGAAGCAGAAAGCACUAAGUCAAGGCUACGAGGACGAUCAGAGAAUGAGGAAGCGGCUGGCUGGCGGCAAGGCUGACGAAGGAUGGGCAUGGAUCGACAACGGCGACAAGGGGAAGCAAGAACCGUUUCUGCGCGCCCUGAGUGCCUAUCUGGACAAGCACCUUGCUCUCAACCUCUUCCAUCCUGGGGUAAGAAUUACCAAGAUUGCUUGUGGUGGAUUCGUGCUCUCGGAGGGUCGAGUCAAGGUGUUUGCACCGCCAGGCGACGAUGACCAAGUAUACGAACCGGUCAAGAAUCUUGUCCGAGACCUCAUCACCAGCGCAGUGUCUUGA
Messenger RNA from Colletotrichum spaethianum, 1281 nucleotides. RefSeq lists its product as uncharacterized. NCBI's taxonomy places the organism in Eukaryota, Fungi, Ascomycota, Sordariomycetes, Glomerellales, Glomerellaceae. Bases 1 to 1281 code for a protein of 426 amino acids. The record is from RefSeq and is a predicted model, not a curated record. The transcript has a single exon.